CCUCAACCAGGUCAAUGUCAGGUGUGCUCAAUUAGCAGGCAGAAGAUGAAGUAGUCCAUGGAGGAUGAGGACAUGUUGAGUCACUGGCAGAGAGUGCUUGCGCUGAAUGGAUGCGGCCACUGCAUAAUGGUCCUCAGACGUUUGUUUCCUAGGCAACAUGGGGAGGGCAUGUGGAGAGGGAGGUAUAAAAACACUGUCAGUUCCUCUCUGAGUCUUACUCUGAGUUAAAUACACUCACUGUCAACACGGAAAGCCUCAGAGAACUUGCUACACACUUUCUCUCCCUAUUCGUCACCUUCUGUCUCAGCUCACUUGAAGGCUCGGCCCCACAAGUAGCUGUUUAAGAAUGAUGCGGCCAAAAGAUUUACGCAAGGGCUCUGGCACCAAGACUUUCCUUGAUGCCAUGCACGAUGGUAAAGUUCACCUUGCACGCUUUAUCCUGGACGCCUUAGACGGACGCAUCAUCAACUCUAAGACCGAAAACAGCCGCACUCCGCUCAUGCACGCUGUCUGCCUGCAAGACUCUAGGAGCAGGACCAAGUUCACCCAGCUGCUGCUGGAGAAAGGGGCAGAUGUCAACUGUCAGGAUGAGGACGGUCGCACUGCCCUGAGCCAUGCCUGUGAGAUGGGUCACCUGGACGUGGUCAAGCUUCUAGUGCAGUUCAAUGCUGACCCGGACGUCUUUGACGCCUGGGGUAACAGCGCUCUGAUGUAUGCUGCCUUUUCUGGGCACAGCCAGAUUCUGGAGUUUCUGGUCCGUGCUUUUAAAAGACUGGGACUGAAGCUGGACAGAACCAAUAAUGCUGGUCACUCAGCUAUCGAGGUGGCCGACUUCUUUGGACACAACCAGUGUGUGCAGAUUCUAAACUUUCCUUGCAGGAGGGCUGUGGGCACUGAUGAUCCACUUGCUGAUUCGGGCACCAUAGAUGAAGGAGAGUGGCGGUUGCCCAAUAGACUCCCCAGGCAUGUUGUGGAGAGGUUCUCCAAGCAGCUGAAUAAUAAUGAAGACCAACUGCCUGGGAUAUUUCAGAGACAGCUGAAGAUUGGGGACAUGAGCAGUCUGUGGAACAGCUCCAGAUGUCCCAGGAGCCAAUCUCAAGACAACAACCAUCACCACAGCUGGGCUCUGCCUCCUCAGAUAGAGAAAAGCAAGAUUGAGGGGGAUAACAGCGUUCUCUUCACUGCCAAACAACUACAAAACUGCCAGCUUAGAGAACUGAGAGCUAAAACACUGAACUCUCUGCCUGAGCCAAGCCAGAAAGAUGUCAGUCGAGACAAUGGACUCCAAGAGAAAACACCAGCAAGUUUUCCUCUCUGGGGAAAAGCAAAGUCAUUUAACCUGGACCUUCUGAGCAGCAGAAAGCAGUCCUAUCAGGGUGAUGUGAGUGACAUCAGCCUGUCAGCCAGCAAAUUAAAGAGAGCAUCGCUACAGGAUGAGAGAUGCCUGAUAGACAAGAUGGAAUGUCAAGGAAACACUCGGGGCAUGACAAACGAUGCCGACAAAACUGUUUUGGUGCCAAAACCUCUUUUAAACGGCAAGAGUCAGCCUGUGCUAGGACUCGAGGACAAUGUUAAAUCACAGAGAAAAGAGGCUAAUGACAUAGCUCUACCAAGCAGAAGAGAGCAGCAGAAGAGGGGAAGCUUUUGCCCGACCGGCAGACACAACAAACUGCUGUUUGCCAGAGAGGAGCUGGAGUCUGGGAAGAUCCCAAGCCGUACGGCAGGGUUCAUGGGCCUGGGGAACAGACUGCUGCGGCGAUUCACCGCACCAGAGUUCAUGAGGCUGGUGAUAGACAGCUCGUCUGGAUCUUCAAACGGCCGAGGGCGGAUUUCCCGCUCCGAAACCUUUCCUCUCUCUCACACACAUCAGCAGGUCAACAGCCAGCCGAGCGUUGACAGCAUCAGCGGAGUGAAGUGUGAGUUUGAAAGCUGCUCGUCUCAGUCUGCACUCGAUUAGAAUGUUAAGCAACAGAAAUGGCCGCAAAUGGAGAUUUUUACAGAAUUUAAAAUUCAGAUAAUGCAGGUUGAUUACUUAGCGAUAUAUUCUAUUUGAGAGAAAUAAUAACUGUUUGCUUAUGUUGCAGUAUAUUAGUUUUUUCAAUGUUCCUCAAUAUUAAAAUGAGAGCUAAGUGUUAAGUUACCUACAGCUGCAUACAAUUUUGCUAUAUAAAAUAAUUUAGUAAGGAGCAUAUCGGUAUAUGAGCUUUUAAAAAUAAUUAUUUUGUUUCACACAUAUAUAUACAUGUAUAUAUAAGAUUU
Molecule: messenger RNA, 2259 nt
Organism: Etheostoma cragini (Arkansas darter)
Lineage: Eukaryota; Metazoa; Chordata; Actinopteri; Perciformes; Percidae
Gene: ankrd63
Product: ankyrin repeat domain-containing protein 50
Exons: 2
Coding region: 347-1957 (536 amino acids)
Molecular function (GO): protein binding
Source: RefSeq, a predicted model, not a curated record